Molecule: messenger RNA, 1213 nt
Organism: Hibiscus syriacus
Lineage: Eukaryota; Viridiplantae; Streptophyta; Magnoliopsida; Malvales; Malvaceae
Product: NDR1/HIN1-like protein 6
Exons: 3
Coding region: 209-955 (248 amino acids)
Cellular component (GO): plasma membrane
Source: RefSeq, a predicted model, not a curated record
UUCCGAUUCUUCUCUUCACCCAUCCCUUCUAUAUACUCUGCAACUCUCUUUUUUAUCAUUCAAAGCUCCUGGUUGGAUUCUCUACAUUUCCAGUUUCAUUCUAACAAUUCAGAUCUCUGCACCAAUCAUCAAUUCAUCCCAAUUUUGGAUGCACAUUCUUGUUCGUUUCUUUCUUCUUUGCCUGAUUUCGUGAUUCUAUAUCAGAGCCAUGUCUGAACCCCCAGUGAAACCGGUUCUCCAAAAGCCUCCCGGAUACAAAAACCCAAACGCCCCGGCCGGUCCCCGUGGGUUUAGACCACCGCCACGGAAACCGAUUCUCCCGCCAUCUUUUCAUCCCAAGAAAAGAAAGACUAAUUAUGGUCGUGCUUGUUGUUGUUUUUUCUGCAUCUUCUUUUUGAUCUUCCUUCUCCUCAUUAUCAUUUCCGCCGCCGCUUUCUACCUCUGGUUCGACCCGAAACUACCCGGAUUCCACGUCCAAUCGUUCCGGAUCUCCCGAUUUAACGUCACCAAAAGACCCGACGGAACCUACCUCGAUGCCAAAACGACGACGAGACUCGAAGUGAAGAACCCAAAUGGAAAGAUGACUUUCUAUUACGGGAACACGGAGGUUGAUGUCACCGUGGGGGAAGGUGGGUACGAGACCGAUUUGGGAACGACGAAGGUGCCGGAGUUCAUUAUGCGGAAAAAGAGCACGAGGAGUUUGAGGGUAGAAACAAAGGUGAGUAACAAGCUAGUGGUCGACGAGGUUGGGAACAAGCUCAAGGUUCGGUACCGAAGCAAAAGUUUAAAGGUGAACGUGGAGGCUCGGACGAAAGUUGGAGUGGGCGUGGCAGGGUUGAAGAUCGGCAUGGUCGGGGUGACCGUUAAGUGCGACGGGAUGUCCAAGAAACAACUUGACGGCGGUGACAUGCCCAAAUGCGUGAUCAACACGUUAAAAUGGCUUAACAUUCACUGAAACAGAUCGGAUGGUAAAAAGGACUGGUUGAUUUGAUGGAUUGGGACAUUUUGUAUCCACAUUGGAUUGGAGCAGUUAGGUUCGGCUUUCAUUUUUCUUUACAUAUAAUAAAUAAUUACUAUUUAUUCACACAUUACAUUAUACUUGUGGAAAAUCAAAGGGGGGAGAUACCAUUCCCACGUCAAAGAGUCAUCCAUCGUCCAUAAUAUAUCACAUGGUAAGAGCCAUAACGUGUCUGGGACUUUAUCUUAUUGUAUC